CGGCUGCAGCAAGCAGGAGCUGGGAGCGAGUGCAUUGCGAGGCGGGCUGGAGGGAGGGAGGCGUGAAGAGAGCGAGGGUGGCUGCUGGAGGGAGCCUCCGCCUCCGUUGCACCAGCCCGCUCGGGUCCCAGCGGAGACCAUGGGGAGCUCCGAGCGGGGAUCGCGCGCUGCUCCCGCGCCCAGCCUCCUGCAGUCGUGAAAAGCCGAGUCGGGACUCCCCCCCAACCCCAGAGCCGCAGGGAGGAUGACUAUGGCUGGGGGCAGGAGGGGGCUGGUUGCCCCCCAGAACACGUUUCUGGAGAAUAUUGUCCGGAGGUCCAAUGAUACCAACUUUGUAUUGGGCAACGCUCAGAUAGUGGACUGGCCCAUCGUCUACAGCAAUGAUGGAUUUUGCAAGUUAUCAGGAUACCACAGGGCGGAAGUCAUGCAAAAAAGCAGUACCUGCAGUUUUAUGUAUGGAGAACUGACAGAUAAAGAUACGAUUGAGAAGGUGCGGCAGACAUUUGAGAACUAUGAAAUGAACUCUUUCGAAAUCCUCAUGUACAAAAAGAACAGGACACCUGUGUGGUUCUUUGUGAAAAUCGCUCCGAUUCGAAACGAACAGGAUAAAGUGGUUUUAUUUCUUUGCACCUUCUCUGACAUAACAGCUUUCAAACAGCCAAUUGAGGAUGAUUCAUGUAAAGGUUGGGGGAAAUUUGCCCGGCUGACAAGAGCACUGACAAGCAGCAGAGGGGUCCUACAACAGCUGGCUCCCAGUGUGCAGAAGGGUGAAAAUGUCCACAAGCAUUCUCGCCUGGCUGAGGUCUUGCAGCUGGGUUCGGACAUUCUUCCCCAGUACAAGCAAGAAGCACCAAAGACUCCUCCUCACAUCAUCUUACAUUAUUGUGUUUUCAAGACCACCUGGGAUUGGAUCAUCUUAAUCUUAACUUUCUACACUGCCAUUUUGGUCCCUUACAACGUCUCCUUUAAAACAAGACAGAACAAUGUGGCCUGGCUGGUUGUGGACAGUAUUGUGGAUGUCAUCUUCCUGGUGGAUAUUGUGCUUAAUUUUCAUACUACCUUUGUUGGACCAGCUGGGGAGGUGAUCUCUGACCCCAAACUCAUCCGCAUGAAUUAUCUGAAGACCUGGUUUGUGAUUGACCUGCUGUCCUGUUUGCCCUAUGAUGUCAUCAAUGCAUUCGAGAAUGUGGAUGAGGGAAUCAGCAGCCUGUUCAGCUCACUGAAAGUGGUUCGACUUCUACGCUUGGGACGAGUAGCCCGCAAGUUAGAUCACUACAUUGAGUAUGGAGCUGCUGUCCUAGUCCUGCUGGUGUGUGUUUUUGGAUUGGCAGCCCACUGGAUGGCCUGUAUCUGGUAUAGCAUUGGGGACUAUGAGAUCUUUGAUGAGGACACAAAAAUGAUCCGUAAUAAUAGCUGGCUCUACCAGCUGGCAAUGGAUGCUGGGACGCCUUACCAGUUCAACGUUUCUGGCCUGGGCAAGUGGGAAGGUGGUCCAAGUAAGAAUUCUGUCUACAUCUCCUCCUUAUAUUUCACCAUGACCAGCCUCACCAGCGUGGGGUUUGGGAACAUUGCCCCCUCCACUGACAUAGAGAAGAUCUUUGCAGUCGCCAUAAUGAUGAUUGGCUCCCUCCUGUAUGCCACCAUUUUUGGGAAUGUGACUACCAUUUUCCAGCAGAUGUAUGCUAAUACCAACAGGUACCAUGAGAUGCUCAAUAGUGUUCGGGACUUCCUGAAGCUCUACCAGGUGCCAAAGGGACUCAGUGAAAGAGUCAUGGACUAUAUUGUGUCCACUUGGUCUAUGUCCAGAGGAAUUGAUACUGAGAAGGUUCUCCAGAUAUGCCCCAAGGAUAUGCGGGCUGAUAUCUGUGUGCAUCUAAAUCGCAAAGUGUUCAAGGAGCAUCCAGCAUUCCGACUUGCCAGCGAUGGGUGCCUACGGGCACUGGCCAUGGAAUUCCAGACUGUUCAUUGUGCCCCUGGUGACCUCAUCUACCAUGCAGGAGAGAGUGUCGACAGCCUGUGCUUUGUGGUUUCAGGUUCUUUGGAAGUGAUUCAGGAUGAUGAAGUAGUAGCCAUAUUGGGAAAAGGGGAUGUGUUUGGAGAUGUAUUCUGGAAGGAAGCCACGCUUGCCCAAUCCUGUGCCAAUGUCAGGGCUUUGACCUACUGUGACCUGCAUGUGAUUAAGCGAGAUGCCCUGCAGAAAGUGCUAGAAUUCUACACAGCCUUCUCGCACUCCUUCUCAAGAAACCUCAUCCUUACAUACAAUCUGAGGAAAAGGAUUGUGUUUCGGAAGAUCAGCGAUGUGAAGAGGGAAGAGGAAGAGAGAAUGAAACGGAAGAAUGAGGCCCCCCUGAUCCUGCCUCCAGACCAUCCUGUCCGGAGGCUUUUCCAAAGAUUCCGGCAGCAGAAGGAGGCCAGACUGGCAGCAGAGAGGGGAGGCAGGGAUCUUGACGACCUGGAUGUGGAGAAGGGCAACAUUCUGUCGGAGCAUUCCUCUGCCAACCACACAGUGGUUAAGGCCAGUAUUGUCACUGUCCGGGAGAGCCCAGCCACCCCUGUCUCUUUCCAGUCAGCAUCUACCUCAGGGGUGUCAGACCAUGCCAAACUACAAGCUCCUGUGUCUGAGGGCCCGGGUUCUAAGGGGGGUGGGGGGGAUUGCCCCCGACGCAAAGGUUGGGCUCGUUUCAAAGACGCUUGUGGAAAAGGGGAGGACUGGAAUAAAGUCUCCAAGGCUGAGUCAAUGGAGACACUCCCUGAGAGGACAAAGACAUCUGGGGAGGCCACCCUAAAGAAGACAGACUCUUGCGACAGUGGCAUCACCAAAAGUGACUUGCGCUUGGACAAUGUCGGUGAGACCAGGAGUCCUCAGGACCGCAGUCCUAUCCUUGCAGAGGUCAAGCAUUCCUUCUACCCUAUCCCUGAGCAGACUCUUCAGGCCACCAUGCUGGAAGUGAAGCAUGAGCUGAAAGAGGACAUCAAAGCCUUGAACAACAAAAUGGCGAACAUUGAAAAACAGCUCUCUGAGAUACUAAGGAUAUUAACUUCCAGAAGAUCUUCUCAGUCCCCCCAGGAGCUGUUUGAAAUAUCAAGGCCCCAAACCCCAGAAUCAGAGAGAGACAUUUUUGGAGCAAGCUGAAAGGCCCAUUUAUUUAAACACGAAAAUAAAAAGAUAAACGUCACAACCCCUCUUCCAGAAACACAUGCAUACAGCUAACAUUUUCUUCUCAAAAUAAGAUUUUCUCAUUGAUAGAAAAUCAGUGAGGGACCAGUUGUUCCAGCAUGCCCCCCAUUCUCUGGACAAAGAGGAAUUUGUCACCACCCUGCAAGAUGGCAGUUGUGGAAAUGUCUUUGCACAAAUUUGGAAGAGGGGGUACACUGUUCAAAGGGAGGGUAUUUUCCUUUUCUCCUCAGUUUGGACAUUUUUUAAACUUCCAUAAUAUUUGUAAAAAAAGAAAUAUAGAGGGGAAAAAAAGAACCCUUUGGAAGAUCGAAGGGGGGUGGCUGGGAAUGUGUUCACCAUUGUGUGACCCUCACUUCCUUUGCCAAGUUCCCAUAGACUUUGCAGGGUGCGGGGAAUCACCAGCGCCUUCCUGCUGUGCUGCCUUCCUGUACCUUUGUACAGCCAGUGUCCAGUGUCAUAGUAUAUUUUCAUAUCAUAAGAAUCAUCUGUAAUAAGCAUGGGGGAAAGGAGGCAAAAGGUGGGAAGGCAGAGCUCCUUUUAUCUUUUCAUCUGUCAUAUUAAGACCAGAAGGCAGAUGCAGGUGUUUUGCUUCCCACCAAAAAUUAGAAUUGUGAAGCUCUGGAGAUUUGCCACAGGGUUUGAACCCCAGGGGACCACUUGGGGAUGUGCAGGCUCCAGCUCUCUCGUGGUCUGCACCCCGUGACUUGGAUUUUUGUGUGUUUCCUCACAAUUUCUGGGUCCCCAAGGCCACUGAACACCUGUAUAGAACCCUGAUCUUUCAUUCCAAAAGAGUUGAGUAGAACCAGUUGUUAGAGGUUGGGGGUUAAUUCCUCCUUACCUAGGGUCAUUAACAGGCCAUUUUUCUUUUUUCUGGAGAUCUCACAUGGACAUUGGGAACUUCUAAGAGAUUCCAGAAUCCUGAUGGACUCCUGUCUCCAGGUGCAGUUCUCUUUGAUUUACUGUACCGUUUGGACAAUUAUAUUUAUAUACAACCCAAAGGGAAAGGAAUGCUGAUAUAGUGUUCCUUGGGGGAAUAUUGGGGGUGAAAAAGGUAUCAGGAAUCCAGGUUUGACUUUUUCAAGGAUGAUAAUAUUUUAUGGCAUGUAUAUUAUGUUUUUGUUAUAAUUCUCAAUAGAGUUGGCCUUUGCUUUUACCUUUGUUCUUAGCCAGAAAUCCUUGUGGGACACUUCAAAGUCCUCCAAUUGUUAUCUCAUAAACAGAAAUCCUUAGACUGAUUUGUAAGAGCCAUUGAAUGAAUGGAAUGGGGUACCAUAUUAAAUAAUGAAUUCCCCAUCACUAGAGGGAUUCAAGCAGAGUUUGGAUUACCAACAGUUGAAGAUAAAAAUGGGGAUGCCUUCCUUGGGCUCCCCAAAUGGACUCGUUCAGCACUAGAGGCCACUGGGGAUGCAUUUUGUAAAAAACCCAAACCUCUGGUGUCUUAUAUUCUCAACACUAGAAACAGAGUCAGAAAGCAAAGAUUGCAAAACAAGAAAGAAAGAGAGACAGAGAGAGAGAGAGAGAGAGAGAGAGAGAGAGAGAGAGAGAGAGAGAGAGAGAGAGAGAGAGAGAGAGAGAAAGAAAGAAAGAAAGAAAGAAAGAAAGAAAGAAAGAAAGAAAGAAAGAAAGAAAGAAAGAAAGAAAGAAAGAAAGACUUUGUUUUCACUUUCUGGAGUAGCUGGAAAAGAUCAAAGGAAUCAAGAUUUGGAGAACAAUAGUGUCUGCUGAGACCUGGCUCAAGUCUAUGGUCCAAACAGGGCCCCACAUCCAGGCUCAUAAAUUAAUGAUCAAUGCAAGAAGGCCCUACCCCAGCCAACAAUUGUGAUCAUUAUCUUAUGACCUCUGCUUGGGGGCUUUCCAGUGCAACUGGAGUUACUUACCUAAAUAUUGGUUUACUCCAGCAAUAUUUGGGGUUAAAUAGUAAAGAAGGGAGUGCGAAGUAUUUUGCUUUUGGACCCACAGAUGAUUCUGGAAUAUACAAACCUCUGACGCAGGGUGAAGUUGGCUUGAACUAUGGCCUGCGCAAAGGUGGCAGGGAUCCAAAGAGAUUAGAUGUUAGAAGUUCAACACUGAGGAUUUAGCAUUAGGAAGGCCAGGAUUAGAAAUGCAGCUGUGUGUUGAGCAUCAUUGGCUUGCUGUCCAGAUCUAGCCUAUCAGUGACACUUGAGAAUUUCUGUUCCAAGUUUUAAUGAAAAGCAUCUUCUUGCAUGUACUCUGUAGAGAGGAUGUGACCACAGUGUUGCUACUCUCUGCUUAAGAUAGUUAUCAUUCUGGCAUCAGUCCUCUUUAGGACCUUGAGGUUGUGAUGAGCUGACGUGCUAAAGGCACACAGGGCUUCGUAAAGUUUUCUGUUGGGUCCCAUUCCCUCAUCUUUCCCUGGCAUCCAAAGGAAGCACAACUGGGCAAUUGGUGGGGGGUCUUUGGCCUUCCAAUUGCUCCCACAGUCCAGCACUGUCAGGAUCUCUGUCCCUCCGCCCAUCCCCUUAAGAAACUGGGCCUCAGCGUCCAAGGACAUAAUCCUUCCUAGGAUGAUGUCAACACACAAAGAGCUUUCGUCGGACGAUGAUGCAAUUAGUUGCCCUAAAGUUGACUCAGUGGUAUUAUUUAGGUCAUGGAAAGAAUCACAUAUGAUGAGGAAUAGCAUUUGAAUGGGUGCCAGAUGUUUUGUAAAUUAAUUAAAACUUUGGAGAAAGCUGUACCUUCCUCCUUCCCCUACUCCUAUCAACUUGACAAAUUUUGUUUGCCUGUGGUGCUUAAUCAAUCUAUAAAGAAACAUUUAUUAAGCAUCUACUAUGUGCCAGAAACUCAGCUCAGCACCAGGGAUAAAAAGGCAAAAAUUCAACAAUCCCUGCCCUGAAGGAGCCUAUAUUCUAACCCAGCAUUCAUUCCAGUGCACCAUGUCUUUGAGGAAAGUGAGCAGAGCACACCUAUAUAUAUAUAUAUAUAUAUAUAUAUAUAUAUAUAUAUAUAUAUAUAUAUAUACACAUCUCCCAGAGUUUGGACAUUUUGGUUUUGGUUUUUUCCUUAGAAAUAAUGAGGGAAAAUGCUGUAAAUCUUGUCUCUAAAACCUCAUGUCCCACCUUUUCUUAGGCAGGGCCAUGUUGCAUGAGGAAGGACAAUCCUAGGUCCACUUCUAGGAAGUGUCUGACUCUAGAGGUGACGCAUGCCAACUGCCAGCUCAGUAUUUCUACAGCUUCUUCCUAUCUAAUGCACCAUCUAAUACACACCAAGGAUCAGGCCAGAAGCAGUGUUAACUCAUCAGGUCUAGUAAUGUGCUAGCCAAUAGAGUUAUUCUUCCCCUUCUCCCUCUUAACUCUUCCUCCUGAAAAGCAGGGAUAAUGUGCCAGAUUUGGAUUUGAAGGACCUGAUUUCAAAUCCUGCCUCCACUACUUUCUAACUGGGGGGAUUGAGCAAAUCAAUGUAUCCCUCCAUGAAAGCUUAGUUUCUUCAUCUGUAAAAUGAGGGCAUUGAACUAGAUGGCUUCUAGGGUAAAGAGUUUUGACUUGGAGUCAAUGGUCAACUCUUGCCCAAAAGUCUGGAUUUCAAGGGGUCAACAAACAUGAAUAGGAAAAAAAAUAGAUCUUUAUUCUCUAACUGAAAUUUGGAUUUUAAUUUAAUUAUUUAAAAAUUUACUCUGAGGGAGGAUCUAAGUCUCUUAGCAGGUUGAGAGCCAGGCCCAAAGAAAGUGGUCCUAAGUUCAAAUUUGACCUCAGACACUUCCUAGCUGGGUAACCCUGAGCAAGUCAUUUAACCCCCAUUGCCUUAAAAAAAUUAAAAAGUAUUCUGAGGUGGAGUCCAUAGUUUUUACCCAUGGACCUCUAAAAGGACCCAUGACAUAGGAAAGAAUUAAGCAAUGGUUAUGUAAACUCUAAUUUAUCAUUUAAAGCUCUUUAAGCUCUAAAUUUAUGAUCAUAUGGUCUUACUUCAUGGCAUGGACGGAUUUGUUUGUAAACAUUUCCAGGUCAAUAUAGAAUUGACUUAUCUUGUCUCAGAUUCUACUUCUUGACCUUUGGGGAUGACCAUUAUUCUCACAGCGCUAGUAUGGUCCUAUUCUAGGAAUUCACAGGGAACUGUCAAAAAAAUGUAGAGGCCCCCAUAAUCGCCCUUUCUAAAAUGCGGCAUCCAGGCCUCUCCAAUAAGAAAGAUCUACAAAGUGUGGAAUUCAUGUUAUCAUAGAUUUAGAAUUGGCCAGCACUUCAGAGGUCAUCCAGUUGUCCAGUCCCAUCUUUUUACAUUAAAACCAGAGUCACUUCCACUGUACCAUGCUGCAAAAGCAAGGGAGGACCCCCACACUAUUGCUGAAAACUCUACUCCGUUGGCUGGGGGCUGUCUGAGGGAAGAUAAGAAGAAAAGUUGUCAUGUCUAGCCCAGAGAAGCCAGCUCCUGCACGGAGCUCUCAAUGUCUUAGAACCUGUAUAUUGAAGUUGUACUUUACAAGUGGGAACCAAGGAACAUCCUGAAGACUUUUAGGCAGGACGUCAUCCGUCUCAGGAUGAUGUGGUUUAUGGUCCCUGUUGUACUGUCUGUGAUUCCUUACUUCUAGGUACAAGCAUGUGUUUUCUGUCUUUCAUUUGUCUCCAUGGUGAUUUUAAGAGAAUCCCACUAUCUUUUUCCCUUGAAAAAAUAUUGAAAAAUGUAUACUUUUUAAGAUUUCUUUUUUAUGCAUGGGCUUGGUUCCAGCCACCCUUUUUGCUCCAGUCCACUCUGAGUGGACAAGUUCUGUCCAAGUGUUUCAAAUAAUAGUGACCAGUCUUAAAGAGCUCCACAGUUGGUGGCCGGCAUGAAUGUGUGAUCCCACUGGAAAUCAACUGUUGAAAGAUUAGAAAAACAAGACAAAAACAGGAAAAAAAAAAAGAUCUUUCUCACAGGCAAACAUCCAAGAGUUGAUAAACUCUGGCAGAUCGUUACCUUUUGGCUACAAUGAAACCCAGAUUUCUCUUUGAAUGCCAGAGUUAAUGGCAACAGAGUUAAACAACCAUGGAGAGGGAGGGGAGGGGAUCUUAUUGAAAUUUUUGUUCCUUCAACUCUUUGCUGUAUAUAUCAAACAUGUUUUAUCUUGUUUAAGUACUAGGCUUAGGUCUUAUUCCAUGGAUCUAAAAGAUCAGUCAAUUGUCAGAGACUGAAUUUGAACCCAGGUCCUUUAACCCCACAAUCAGUGAUCUGUUUCCUGUUCUCUGGAACAUCCAGAAAUGGCACUUCUUUCUCCUAUGGAGAGAGAUCCAUAGCAAAGAGUGUCCUGGGAAGUUUCCACAAUUCUGUUCUGGUAUGCUGUUUUGAGUGCCCCAGGACCUUCUGAAAGUGCUUAGAGUUUUUGGUUUUGAGGGGUUUGUGUCCAUUAAACUGAAAUUAGGGGUAGGCAACCAAUAAACAACUGUGAUCAAUACAAGCAUCUAUAAAACUUCUCAGUAUUGAGUUGGAAAUGUAUUCUCUUGUUUUGAUCUCUUUUAUGAAUCCCUAUUCUCAUUCCUCCCAUUUUUCAGUUUCUCAAUUUCUCUUUCACGUCUGAUGGGCAAACAUAAAGCAUUUUCCUGAUAUAAUUAUAUUCUCACAGACAUGUUGUUUGUUGGAGGUAGAGGAUGAAGAGAAAUAUUAAUAAAAGGAAGAUGAAAUUUCCAACUUUGGGUCAAAGGGGAAGGAGCUAAGCCAAAUUAUUGAACUCAACUCAGUUGUAGCCCAAGAGAAGAGAGACAUAGUUAAGUCCAUGUUCCAGCUCUCCCCUAUAAUGCCAGGAGCCCAGAUGGAAACCACUGGUAAGUAUAUUCAGCCUUUGGCAAUUAGGACAUUUAGCCUUAACACCCUCAAAUUAAAUUUGAACACCGAUGGAACUGCCAACUCCCUUUUCUGUGCCCGUGGUGGAGACCCUACUGAUGAUUUGUGGGAGAAGGAAAGAAAUCCCCUCCAGUAGGCAAAUCAUUCUAUUGUUCCACUUACUGCCUUCUCCUUCACUUCAAUAAAAAUGACCUUUAUUGGCCCCCACUCUCUCUCAGAUAAGGAGAUAGUCUUCUCAGAGCCAAUGAACACCAACAAAGAAUUGAGCCAUUCUUUUAUUAUAGAUGUCAAUGAUGAAAAAAGUUCUUUAUUUUUGCUUUUGUUUUUUCCAAAAAUAGCAAUAGGACUCCUAGAUCUGGAGCAGAAGUGAGGUCAUUGAAGGUCAUUGAAGUAAACACAUUUCAUUUUACAGGUGAGGAAAUUAAGGCACAAGGGAGCUAUAUGACUUACCCACAUAUGUACAAAUAGUGUCAGGGGCAGAAUUCAAACCUAGGUGGUAUAAGAAAUCUUAACUGGAGGGGAUUUUAGAGGCCAUCAAAUCCUAAUCCUUUAUUUUUACAUAGGAAGAAACUGAGAUCCAAGUAUAUUACAUAAUGUAAUUUGUUCAAAUCAUGAAGGUAGGAUUGUUGGUUGGCAGGGAGGAAUUUGAACGCAGGUCCUGGGAGUCCAAGGUUAAAUGUUUUUUUCUACCAUGGCCACAGUGCCUCAUUUGGGGGAAGAAGGUCAAGGUCAAAAGUUAGGGGUUAUGGCAGUCCUAAAUAAAACUACCCCAAUGGGCACCAUACACAAAGAAGAGACACAGGCCUAGUAGAAUCCAUAUAAGUUCCCUAGAACUAAUGUGACCUUUCCUAUGGUCUAAUUUGUUUCAAGUGGAACUGGUAUUGUGUGAGUCUCUUGGACAUUUUACUCCAGUUAUGUCUCUGGAAACGGACCUGCUGAGUUUCUACUUGUCUUACAAAACUUUUCUCUUAGAGUGGGUGGCUUUUUUCCUUUUCUCAAUCAGUGACCUCUGAGUCAUCAGAUGCAUCUAAUUAUCUAAUGAGGAGGUCAGGAAUCUUGUCUCUCAUGGAACUGCCUAGAUUAAGAAAGAUGCCAAUUCCUCAUGAAUGUAUUAUCUAAUUAUUGAGACCCUUGGUCAAUAUUUGUACAUCUGUCGAAAAAUGUCCAUGUUCGAUAUUUCGCUGAUGCUGCAUGGACCCUCUGAUGCGGGUGCAGCUCCUCCUCCUGGGGCUUCUCUGUAUAUCACACUUCUUUUCAUUCCUUCCUCCGCAAAGUUCCCAGGUCCCCUUCCUCCCCCUCUGCAUUUGUCACUUUGUUCAAAUGAGCAUGAAUAAAAAGUCGUGCAAACGAGCAGAUACUAUUUUUAUGGUCAGCCGAGGAUGCUGCCAAGAGCUCUCCUGUAUUGUAUUAUCUCCAGUCUGGGAAUUUUCAGAGGAUAAUGCAGGCACCUCCACGAAGAAUAUUCCCUUCUCAGACAUUUUUAAACAAGCACAAAUAAGAUUUGUAAAGAAGUUUAAUUUUAUUUAUUAUAGUAAUAAACUAUUUUAUACAUGA
Molecule: messenger RNA, 10498 nt
Organism: Monodelphis domestica (gray short-tailed opossum)
Lineage: Eukaryota; Metazoa; Chordata; Mammalia; Didelphimorphia; Didelphidae
Gene: KCNH1
Product: potassium voltage-gated channel subfamily H member 1
Biological process (GO): regulation of membrane potential; potassium ion transmembrane transport
Cellular component (GO): plasma membrane; voltage-gated potassium channel complex
Molecular function (GO): delayed rectifier potassium channel activity
Source: RefSeq, a predicted model, not a curated record